AUGCGAACGUUUUGCUUUCUCCCGCAAGUGUAUUCUCGAAGUCUACGUCACCAACAUAUCCACGGAGGUCUCCCGGACCUACUAUACCUCAACUAA
Messenger RNA from Colletotrichum tamarilloi, 96 nucleotides. RefSeq lists its product as uncharacterized. The transcript has a single exon. The coding region runs from base 1 to 96 and encodes 31 amino acids. NCBI's taxonomy places the organism in Eukaryota, Fungi, Ascomycota, Sordariomycetes, Glomerellales, Glomerellaceae. The record is from RefSeq and is a predicted model, not a curated record.